UAAUAUAGUUUUGCAAGAAGCUUAAAGAGAUGUCUCAUGAUGUUUUAACUCAAACUCCUACAACGCAUAUCAGGAGUUUAUAUCUUGAUAAAAAGAGCAACGUAGAGUUUGGUGUCAAUGAAACUUUUUUAGAUGAACAACAAACUAAUGAACAAAGAUUGCAACCUAAUAACAAAAGCGUAUUUUUGUCAGAUUUAGCGCUCAACGAAAAACCUGAAGAGGAAAGAGGAAUUUUAAAAAAGAUUGAAGAAAGCCGUAAGGAAAGACAUGAUGAUGUAAUUGAAGUUAUGAAUCAAGAACUUGCUUUUAUAAGUUUGGAAUUGGAAAGUCAUGUUGAAGAUGCCUGCAAAUCUACCAAAUCUUAUUUAGACAAUAAUACUGAAGAUAUUGACAGCAUUCUUGAUCGAAUAAGAGAUAAUGAGAAUUUGAUGAAACUCAGUAUGAAUAAUUUGAAAAUGUUGUGGAAUUUGAUUGAAAAACAUUCAGUGAAACGAAGCAUGAGAAUUAAUCAGCUUGGAGAGUCUUUGGAAAAUAUUGAAAUAAAUCGUGCAAAAUUGGUAACUGACAUGUUACAUACUUGUUGUAAAAAACUCAAUGGUAUAGCUUACAUAAAGCCUGUUGAAGUCUACAAACUUUUGGAAGAUAAAGCCAUGGAAAUUAAUAUGUCAAUUCUGCAAAAUCAUAAAUCAUAUACUGAGCUUAUUGGUCGACUUCUAACAGUUGAUGUUGAAAAGGAAAACAAUCAAAAGAUUUUUUGGGAAAACAAAGUCAAAGUAUGGAAAAAUACAAAAUUGUCAGCAAUCACAGAAAUGCAUAAGGAUUUUAUGUCCAGUGAAUCAAUUAUUAACUCACCAAUAAUCUCAAGUUACUUGGAAAAGCUUCUUUAUGAACAGGAAUCAUUUAAUGUAAAAAGAUUAAACAUUUUAGACCAAUUAAGAGAAAUUGUACCACCAUUUUGCUCAGAGACAGCUGUGUACCAGUGGAGCCACGAUGUUACAUUAGCAACACAAAAUAUUGAUAAUGUGCAAAACAAAUACAAAUCUUUGAUUCAACAGGAACAGCAAAAUAUCCUUUGUUUAUGUGAAGAUUACAUAACCAAGACCAAGAAUGAGCUUGUUAAAGAAGAGAUAGUCAAUGAAACAAACAUUGAGGAGUUAGCAAACAAUAUUUUUUACCCAUUGCUCUGGGAAAGAAAGGCAUUAUUUUCAAAGCAGUUAGAAAAGCUUGAAAGUUGUAUCCUUAAUGCUUCAGCAAAGCACAAGCAAAAUUUAUCACUUUUGUUUGAAUAUGUGCAUGGCGCUGCUCAUAUAUGGAGUAAUCAUGAAUCAGAAGUUUGUGAAAAAAAACAAAGACUGCAACAAUACUUAGAUGGAAAUCGUCAAAGACAUGAUAAAGAAAAUAAAGCAAAAGAAUGCAUGCUUGAUACAAUUCUUGAUAAAAUGCGUCAAGGUUCUACUAAUGAGAUGCUUGCAGAAAGUCUUAAACAAACAAUUGAGUUAUUGGAGUUUAUAAAAAAGAGCUACUAUGAAUUUCACAAACAACAACAAACAAUUUGUGAGAGAUUUCCAAAGAUGUACAUAAAGGAGUUGAACAAAUAUUCUAGUGAAAUAUGUGCUUAUUUUGGUGUUGAUAUAAGUGAGGACUCUGGUAACUUUUUAAACGAUUUUUCUGAAAUUUGUCAAAAAAACAUGAAUCCAAAUUUUGAAUAUUUUUCUGGAGUGAUUGAAAACAAUUUAAGCUUUGAUAAUAUUUCUUUGGUUUCUAAUCAACCAGGUGACAAUCAAGAUUUUAAUCUGGCAGAGCAACAGUGUCAUUUUAAUGUUCAACCAUAUAUUAAAUCUUUUGAAAUUCCUACUAAAGUAUUUGCUGAACUUAAAUCAUGGUUUUUUACUAAAUUUAUGGAAAACCUAAAAAAUCUUAAAGAAAAUUCAAAAGAUCAUGCUCUUCUUCAUAUGAAUGAGAAGAUACUUGAAAUAGACAAUGAACUUGAGUUCAGGCUGCAGCUUCAUAAUCCUAGACAAAAUAAUUGUAAAAAAGAUAUACAUGAUGUUCGUACAGCUGAACUUUCUGCACAUUCAGCAAGAGUUUCUGAACACAACACAGCAGUGAUUGAAUCUAUUGCAUUAGUAAAGAGAAAAGUUCAGGAGGUUCUUUACAAUCCUAAAAAGCAGAGAGAUCUUUUUUUAUCUUCAAUGGAUAACCUAGAAGAAUCUUUAAGCAAAGUGGCUCAUAUAAAUGAAUUUAAUCAGGUUCAAGUGAAAUGCAUAGAGCGCUUAAACCAGGUUUCACAAAUAAUUAGUAAAUCUAUCUCAGAACUGCGAACUGAAUGCAUUAAUAUCUUAAACAAGUCAAGAAGUGCAAACACUGAAUUCUGCAAUUCCAUGCGCUUAUUUUCCGAAGGUGGAAACUUUUCCUAUGAUGAAACUGUGGCAUUAAAAAAGAAAUUAGCAAAAAUGGUUCGUAAAAUGAAUUUAUCAGAGAGUAAAGUGAUAAAAAAAUUAGAUUUAUUGGAACAAAGGAGAGAAGGGUUUGCCAAAGAAUUUGCUCAAUGUUUUCAAGAAAGAUUUAGCUAUCAUUUUGCUGAUGUUUCUUUUGUGGAGAAGACAAAGUGCAGUUUGAGAGGUAUUCAGUUGAAAAUUAAAAGUGAGAUGGCUAAAUGUAGUUCUCAAGGCAUCAAUGUUAAGGAGAAGAUUUUAGCAUUUGGUCAACAAAUUGAAAGUUUCAAUAAGAAACCAACUGCUGAGACAGAUUUGUUAAAAGUAGAAAUUCACAAAGUUCUUCCUUCUUUAUUUCUAUCAAUUCAAGAGAGAAUUAAUUAUUUGGACUAUUUCAAUAAAACUAAAGAGACUAAUAAUAACAUCUCCAUGGUGAGUUCUCAAGAAACCAAACAAUUGUCUUCAGAUUAUAAUUCUUCAAGUUUAUCUCAAUCUAUUGCUUUGGAGAAAACUACAAACAACCGUGAUUUUAAACUAAUACCAUAUACCCCCAGUGAAACUGAAGUAAUAAUAACUGAAUGCAAAAAGAUAUUUUUGACAAUCAAUAAAGAUUCACAAGAAAAAAAAACUCAAUUUUAUUCAGAAGUGGCUUAUUUGUUGCAAACUGGCUUAGAUGAACUCUUAUUAUCAGCAGAAUUAUAUUAUCGACAGAGGGCACAGCGUCCUUCAACAAGACAAAAAGAUAUCAAAGAAACCUUUGAAGAGUGUGCAACUUUAUUUAUACAGAAGUUAAAAAACUUCAGAGAACAGGCUGAUAAAUUUGCUUUUAGUUGUGUUCAAGAGCUUCAAUCACAAGUUUGUUUUUUUAUGAUAUAUGCUCGCAUGUUACCAGAACUAUUUGUGCAGAGUUUAUACUCAACCCAAAAAGUUGAAUUUAUAAAAGGAGAGGAGUUAAUCAAAAAUUCUUUUUUAAAAAAGCAAGAUAUUAAUACAAAUUUACGGCGAGAGCAUCAAACACUGCUUCGUCCUACCCUCGGUCAUCCAAACAAUGAAACUGAAAUGAGAAAGCUUUGUGAUUCGGAAUUAAAGAGACAAAAUGAGAAUUUGAAAACCAUAGACAACUAUCACCAUAGCAUAGAAGGUUCCAUUAAAUUACAUGUGAAAUCUUUUGUUAGCCGUUUUCAAGAUAUCAUUGUUAUUUUACUGAAACAAUUUGAUGAAGCAGUGAAUUUAGAAAUUAUUGCAGCAGCUGUUAAAACAAAAACUGAAAAAGAACUUUUGAAAGAAAAUUUGAUAAAAAGUAAACAUAAGCAAUCCAAUAAAGGUUUAGAUGUGGAGAUAAUGAACUAUUUUUAUUGCGAUAAUAACGAUAAAAAAUUAGCGAUACCACAGACAACUUCAGUUCACGAAUUGGUUACAAAGUCACGCGACAAGAUAUUCAAAAAAAUUUACGAAGAACUUACAAUAAAACAGCACGAAGUUGAUGAGAUGUGCUGUAGACUACGUUCUGAUGAAGAAAUGUGGAUCAAAAAUUGGAAUUCAUCUGUAAAAAAGAUUAAAGAUCUUUAUUAAGAUCAUUUAAAUAAGAAUAUGAAUCGCAUAUUUAAA
This is a messenger RNA of Hydra vulgaris (swiftwater hydra), 4043 nucleotides long. RefSeq names its product coiled-coil domain-containing protein 180. The record is from RefSeq and is a predicted model, not a curated record. NCBI's taxonomy places the organism in Eukaryota, Metazoa, Cnidaria, Hydrozoa, Anthoathecata, Hydridae.